UCGUCAAAUCAUUAAAGAUUAAAAUAGAAGAAAUGUCUUUAAAUAUAACAAAUUCAAAUUAUAAUGUUAACAUAAAUACGACAAAUAUGAACGCAAUACGUAAUGAUGUAAAGAAUCAAAGAAAAAUGUUGAUACCCGCGUACAUGCGAUUACAAUCAAACACUGACUCCAAGGAGUUGAAAAAUCUUACAACAAGAGAAAGUAUUGAAAAAUCUACAAGAGUAAUCAACGCAUCAGAAGUAAUUUCAAAUAACAAUAUUAUCACUACGCCUGUCUCCAUAAUUACAUCGGUGACAAAAAUUGACAAAUACUCGGGCAUGACGGAACCGCAUGGAGUGCAGCACGCGGCGUUACCGCUGGGCGUCGAGGUUCAUCCUUUACCUCUGGAAGGAGCCGAUCAUGAGCUCCAGCUCAACGUCACCUGGCUGCCUAGUAUUGGUCCUCCGGUGUCAGACUAUUCGCUUGAGGUUCGCAGCGUGACAGACACCGUCGACUGCAUGACACCAAUGUGCUACGAGUACAACAUUCCAGGGGAGUCUAGAUGGUGGGUGGUCCCUCCUCAGCCAAGUCCAGUGGCGGAAAGCUGCGCGGUGCGGCCGGGCUGCGCGUACGCAGUUAGACUCAUUGCCCACCCGUGGGAUGGGCAUACGUCAGCAAACGUUAAUGUAGAACUUGAAGAAUGCGUGGCUGGGGUAUGCUCAUGUGCGCAUUCCCCGCGACUGCCGAUACCCCAGGUGUCAGCACACACUGUCUCCAUACACGGGGAAAUCUUUGUCAACGUCACCUGGUCUCUUCCUCCACCGCCCUUCCCGUAUAGACUACCACCCGAACUAAAGAAGAUGUACUACUUUGUCAGCAUCGGCAAACAAAUGGUGUCAGACGCACACCCAUCCCCCUGGUUCGCACACGCUGUAUCUCGUCGUGUGGAUGUCGACUCUCCAGUAGCAGUUCCCGAUGGCCCGCGAUGGAUGCUGCUACCCACUGUCGAGCGGAGCGACAAACGCAGCGGAGAGCGGAGUGAAUCCCGCAACAUUGUGCUUGAUGUCAAACUAUUAGCAAGAGUUAAUCUUAUUGAUGAACGUGGCUGUGUUGGACCCGCUGGAAACGCUACUGCUUAUGAUCCACUUGCAGCCAAGAAGAUCACGAUGGCAACUUACGCACUAUGGGCGAUAUUCGGUGGGACUUGCGUACUGGCCAUGGUGAUACUGUUCGCUGUGAGUGCGCGUUUGGUGAAGCGAGUGCUAAGUGAGUUCCGCUCCGCGCCCGCUCCCGCGUCCGCUUCGCUCGAGCCACUGCGCCACCACCCGACGUGGCUGCCGCUCGCCGUCGGCGCGACAAACGAGGUACAGUCAAGGGGACAAAUGGAAAACAGCCCUCUCUACGUCCACAAACAUUUUGAGACAACAGGUGAAGGCACAGAUAAGUGGGAAGUGGCGCGGACACGUGUCCAUCUCGGCGCGUUGAUCGGCAGCGGAGCGUUCGGGCACGUGCACUUGGCGGAACUCGACAUGCCAGGCGGAGAGACAACUACAGUCGCCGCUAAAAUGCUAUCAGAUAACGCAAAUGAGGAAGAAAUGCAGGACUUCCUUAGAGAGAUAGUGAUGUUAAAACAUGUUGGUUACCACCGGAACGUGAUCAGAUUAGUAGGCUGUUGUACAACCAAGGCACCGCUCAUUGCCUUGCUGGAACACGCGCCGAGAGGCGACCUGCUAUCUCUUCUGCGUGCGGCCAGAGGAAGGCGCAAGCUGGACAUACAACGCUCUAAAAGGAAUGGCGAUGCAGAUAGACGUUUUGAAGUAGAUUCGGAAUACACAAACCUAAGUGACUCAGAUCCAGCUUUAUACGAUGACAAAUUGUAUAGAGACGACGUGAACCCUAGAGUCCGGGAUCAUUACGUGGCGGAGCCUGCGUUGCACCUGGACAGUAGUACCAUGAGGGAGUACGCGUUACAAGUAGCUCUCGGCAUGAGACAUCUAGAAGAGAGAGGGAUUACACAUCGUGAUCUAGCUGCUCGGAAUAUUCUAGUGGACAGUGCGGGGACACUAAAAGUGGCCGACUUCGGUCUGUCGCGGUCGGGCGUAUACGUCCACACUCGGGCGAGACCCGUGCCCUUACGCUGGCUGGCCCCAGAGGCUAUUUUCCACGCGCAUUAUUGCAGUGCCAGCGACGUCUGGGCAUUUGCUGUCUUACUCUGGGAGAUCGCCACUUUAGGUGGUUUCCCGUAUGCGGAACUAAGCAAUCAUCAGGUUCCAACAUAUUUAACGGGAGGUGGACGAUUGCCUCGGCCUGCGCGCGCGUCCACCCGGCUUUACGAGCUGAUGACGGACUGCUGGGCAGACAAUCCCACCGAUCGUCCCACAUUCGCGGUCAUCGUUGACAAACUCACUGGCCAGAAGCAACUAUACGUAGACUUAGACGCUUUUCCCACAUCUGAAGACCACCUCACAACGCUCAGUGAUUGAGUGCAUGAGUGUUCGAACAAUCGGUUCACCUCACUCAUCAGUGACUCGGUGAUUGAGUGACGUUCCACGUUCUAACAUCUAUAAAUGGACAGGCUAUAAGAUGUGGUAUUUUGUGCCUAUUUGAUUAACGCCAUUGUGGCGUUGACGGUUCAUAGCGGAGUCAACUGUUAACUUCAAGAACCGCGUGUAAGUCAGAACAAAGCAAAAGCUGUCAUUUCAAAGCCUAUCCAUUUACAGAGAUCAGUGGUUCCAUCUCACGAUUCUGAUUAAGUGAUUGUGACACUCUCAUACUGUCAACUGAGUGAAUGAGUGACUGAUAUUUAUCAAACUCUAAGUUACGGAUUAGCUGAGCAGUGAGCUACGGUGACCAAACUAAAGACUGAUUCUCUGUUGUUGUUAUUUAUUACCCCAUCGCAUUAAAUGUAUUUAUAUUUU
This is a messenger RNA of Papilio xuthus (Asian swallowtail), 2897 nucleotides long. RefSeq names its product fibroblast growth factor receptor 3. Lineage: Eukaryota; Metazoa; Arthropoda; Insecta; Lepidoptera; Papilionidae. The record is from RefSeq and is a predicted model, not a curated record. Gene Ontology annotation, biological process: positive regulation of kinase activity; protein phosphorylation; cell surface receptor protein tyrosine kinase signaling pathway. The coding region runs from base 33 to 2462 and encodes 809 amino acids. The transcript has 14 exons. Gene Ontology annotation, cellular component: plasma membrane; signaling receptor complex. Gene Ontology annotation, molecular function: ATP binding; transmembrane receptor protein tyrosine kinase activity.